CGCGCCGCAGCCCGGCCUCCGCGCCCGGCCCCGGGAAGGCCGGCGGGCGGCCGCGUCCCGUGUCCUCGGCGACCGCGGAGCAGGUCUGAUCCGUUUCUGUCUGCGUCUGCCCGGCCGCUGCGCCGAUCCACCGUAGAUCUGUGUCUGCACAAGCGGAGGACGGGGAAAAUGCAUGCGGCGGGCCCUGGGAUUUCUGGGUUCCGGUGGCCUGGAGGAGUCCUUUCCAAAUAUAAGAGGAAUAAAGAAGCCACUUCCCCAGCUGUCAUCAUCUGCCAACAGAUUGGGCAAGAAUAUUUCCAGCACCACAGAGAAGGCAGUCCAUCAAACCCUAGAUGAUGAUCAGCCGUGUGAUUUUUUCAAGAAAGGGAAUAGGGUGAAUAAAUGUCACCAGAAAAGCAGCGACAUGAAUGCUGGCUCGGCUUGGACUAAAGCACAACGUUCAAAACCCUCUUCAGGAAAAAGGCAGAGUAAACCGCAGGCGCCCGCAGUGCCCUCCCAGCUGCCGGGGGACGCACGCCGAGAAAGCGCUUCCCCGGAAGGCAGACCCAAAAGGAGCCCCCUGGACCCCAGGUGUCGGGGCGCCUCGGGGAGCGAGCUGUUUCUCGACCUCCAGCGCGUGAAAGUCAUGAAGGCGGACGAGGACGAGGACAGCGCCAGCGACCUGUCGGACUCGGAGAGAGUGGCCGAGCCGCCGCCGCCUGCGCUCGCGCCCCCCGAGCUGCGCCUGCGCGCCGAGGAGACGGACGCCGCCGACCCGGGCCUGGACCCGGACCCCGGCGCGGACCCGCGCGGCGCGCAGCCCACCUACCGCUACGCGGACUUCCUGCCCGCGCCGUUCAGCUCCUGGGACCUCCGCGACCUGGCCGUGCCUCCCGGCGCCGAGCCCAGGCCAGCGGCCCAGGGCGGCGCGGCGGGGCCGCUGGCCAGGUACGUCGCCAGGCUGCUGCAGCUGGAGUGGCUGCAGAUGCAGACCGUCCGGAGCGAGAAGGGGAAGGGCGCCAGGGCCCGGCCGCUCACCGCCCCCGGCGCGGCCGGGGCCCCGAAGAGCCCGGGCGGAAGCAGCGGGGCGGCCGGCGCUCCGGCGAGGCCUCACCAGGAGGGGCCUCCCAAGCCAGGCGCUUCCCGAAGGAGAGAGCUGCAGCGCGAGGAAGCCCGGCCGUCCUACUACGCCUUCGACACCCGCCCCAAAGCUCUCCACGUGGGGCGCAGCCGCGGACCGAGUUCUCAGAAGCCAGCCCUCGAGGACAGGACAGAGGAGCAGAAAAAGAAAUGGAGUAAGAGCCCCAGGCUGCAGCGCCGGGACCCGCCGCGCGGUGACAGCCGCCCCAGCGCUGGCGUCUGUGGAGGUGGAGGUGGCACUUCCACGCAGGGGGCGACGGUCAGGGACUCCUGCGGGGCCCCCAUCCCGCCCGCUCCCGGGAGCCUGAAGAAGAAGGGCAGUGGCACCUGCUCUCAGGCCACCACGACCAGUGAGAAGAAACUCAAAACCAAUGGAGUGAAGCCGAGCACAUGCAGAUUCAAGUAGUAACUGACGUGGUGAAUUGCAAAGACCCCGGGCACCUAAACGUGAGUGCUCUUGCACAAGUCACAAUACUGUGAAUUUUAGGACGUUUUAUGAUGACUGACCUGUAAGUCGUUGACUGGCCCUUUAAGUGCAUCCCCACCCCUCACCGCUGCCACACUGGGCUUCUUUCCAAAGAAAGGCGUCUUUCCAUAAACCCUCCUUUGUCCUGACCGCCUCAAGCAAAUGAGAGCCCUUUAGAUAAAAUUUUAACCAAGGUCUGUGCCAUAUGAAGGGAGGAGUGGCCAGCGGCACAGGGCAGGCGGCACCGUCCGCUCCCCGCCCGCAGCGUGCCUAGUGCGGAGUGCAUACUGUUCUGCACCGCGUGGCAUCUGGACCAUCUGAAAUCAAGUUCUUGGGGUCCUCCUCUAAGCCGUCCAAAGAGAAGUUCUGUCUGCUUCACCCCUAGGAGAAGCUUCAGCUCUUUCUCAAGUCAGGAAGCGUCUCUUUGGGGCAAAGUCAUUUACCCCUAAGCUGCUUGCUCUUUCCAGACCGUGGGAUCCAGUACAUUCGUUUCCUGAAGGUGGUUCAAAGGUCGAGGUGGUGGUGAAGGCCACCUUCGGAGUCUUUGUAUUUGGGGUUAAAGUCGUGUACAACCUGUGCUAUAGGUUACGCGUCUCAGCAGGUCUGCUACCGUUCGGUGGGAGGUAAACAGGAAAGUUUUGGCAGCCAAGUGUUUUCGGCAUGAAUGGCUUCUGGAAGAAGGUUCCCUGGGAAAACCACGUUUUCGAGUUCAUACAUCAAAGGGCUACAGUUCGUACAUCAAAGGCCUACAGUCAGACACACGCGGAGCCACACAUGACUGUCACUGUCCUUCCAUUACAGAUCUGAGAGCUAGAUAUGCUGUCGUCUGUAGCCAACGUAAGGGUCUGGUUUACUUUCAAAGAGCAGGACUCCAUCACCUUGCUUCGGGGCAGAGGAGUGAGGACACAUUGCGGGAUGGGGGGGGUGGAAUAGGAAUCGUAGGGGUCACGGAGUGCCCUUGGCUCCAGCCUAGAUGCUUCUUAUCUAUUACCGUUAAGUGAGGCCUGCCUGUCCGUGCAGUUGGGCAGACGCCUCUGUUGAUACUGUGAAUAUCUGUAGAAUCUUCGGUCAGCUGCUGGGUAUCAGUAUGUUUCAGUGACUGUAGCUGAUUUUGUGUCUUUAAAUGCUCGCUCUCUUUGCUUUCAUACACAUUGGUUUUGAUUUUUUCACCUCUGGGGCAAACUAAAAAGGUGGCUGUUUUCAUUUGAAAACGCAUGUGGCCUGCAGGCUCCGCGGAGCAGCCAGUGUGUCCCAGAUGCUUCCAGUUAACAGCAGAAGGACAAGAUGCAUUUGCAAAUAAUGACAGUAACGGGCAAAAGGUCAAUAUUAAGGUCCCAUUUUAAAAUCCGACUUUAAUAAUAUUAAACAACAUACACUCCUUGUCAUGGUUGGUUUUUUUCUUCCAAGACUUUAUUUCCGGAUUUUCACAGAUUCCCUCUCAGAGUCUUAUCUUUCACACCACCCUACGGGAGAAAGCACACUCCCAACACUAAGAUCUCGUACCUUUGGACGCGAACAAAGACGCGUAUCCAGUGGGCAUCCCUUCCUGAGUUCUCAGUGAUGCUGUAGCUUCUACACUCGGUGUCUGUCUUGCAGUCUGGAAACAGUGCUCUUCCGACCUCACCUUUCUGUGCUUCCUGAGUGGCACCCGUGUGUCCUGUGGCCGCCCUGCUCCUUGUGAAGGCAGAUGGACUCAUCCUUUAUACACGGCUGGCGCCGCACCUCAUUCACGAGCCUUUCUCUGCUCAGAUUUUUACGCAGCUCUUGAUAACGUUUCAGGGCCGGUGACUCUCUGUAAGCACAUUAUACACGUGUACAUACUCCUGGCGCUAGUACUGCGGGCUUCAGGCUGAGCCGCCGCCGUCUCUGGUCAUGCUCUCCUGCGUAUUCUUGGACACCCCCAGGGUGAGAGUCCCUGGCUUCUUUGCCUUGCGCGUGUCGGAGCCGAGGACCAUUGUGAUUAAGAAAUUUACAGGUGGUGCCUGAGAGGUUGCAUUCCUUGCUCUUUGAGUUGAGGUUGGUCGCCUAAUUUGAGGGAUAGUUAUAAUGUCACAUGUUAAGACCAUUUUAAAAGCCUGUGAAAGUGACUUUGCCUGUUUACGUUUUUGCCUCCGGUCGAUGCUCUAUUUUCACCAGUAUUCUCACAACGGGAUCGGAGCGCCCGAGGAACCGUGUGGGUUCACUACAGAACAUAAGCACAGUUUGAAUUCCGUGUUUUCUGAUACACAUCCCCAUCACAGCCCCCUUUUGUAAAUGCUGCGGAUGGGAGUGUGGCCAUUUUCACACAGACGGCGCUGGCACGUGGGAGUCGGGAUCUCCUCUGGCUGGUCAGGUCUGAGCCACCGAGUGCCCUGCUAGUCUGGGGACGUGAGUCAUCCAUUCAGUAUUCAGAGAAGUGCCUCUUCUGGGGAAUUGUUUACAUCCAUGUUGUGUUUAAACCAAUUAAAAUAAUCCAAGGUAAAAAAAAAAGCAAAAGCAUAGGGAAUGUAAGAAGAGUUAAUUACUUCAGGCUUAGAACCAAUGGGAAAACGUAAAGACAUACAAACACAGACUGCAAAAUUAUAUCAGUAUUAGCUGCAAUUAUUUAGACUGAGACUGUUUCUCAAAUCUCUCAUGGCUAGACUGGCCAAAGUUGUGUAAGUGACCUGUGGGGCGGGGUGGGUGCCCCGUGUCAGCAAAGAUCGGGGGAUGUCGUUGAUCUUAUGGCAGCUAUGGGCUAAGGGGGAGGAAGGCUUGGAGUGGUUCUUAAGCUAUUAGGUUAGUUUCCAGACAGACGAACAACCUUUACCUUUCGUGAUUUAAAUACUGCCUAAAUCCCCUUAUGCUCACUUACUUGAAUAGUUAAAAAUAUGAAACGAAAUGGUACUGGAUUUCAAGGUAACAGAGAAGCAGGGUUUUUUAUGUAUUCAUGUGCACGUACAGAGCUCCGUUUCAAAUGGUCUGACUCUGGUGGGCAUGUUUGUUAUUUGCUGUUAUAAUUAUUGUAUGCUUGGUUUUGUACAUAAUAAAACAGAACGUGUAUAAGU
Hyaena hyaena (striped hyena) is the source of this 4611-nucleotide messenger RNA. RefSeq names its product family with sequence similarity 217 member B (gene FAM217B). Bases 173 to 1525 code for a protein of 450 amino acids. Lineage: Eukaryota; Metazoa; Chordata; Mammalia; Carnivora; Hyaenidae. The transcript is spliced from 4 exons. The record is from RefSeq and is a predicted model, not a curated record.